CUCUGUGGUGCACUACUGCAUGCAAUAAUGCCUGAAAAGCACUCUGAGAAGGAGAGCGGCGAGCUGCUGCCGCGCUGCUCCGAGUGCACGCGCCGCUGCCGGUCCCGGCAGCACGCCGACCUGGUGAGCGCGGCCAUCACGCAGGCGGACGAUGAGCCGCUCAUAUCGUACCUGAGCUGGGUGUGCCACGCCGCCGCCACGGGCACCGACUCGGCCGGCCGCACACCGCUGCACGUGGCAGCCUCCUGCGGACGGACCCAGCUGGUGGAGUGGCUGGUGCGCGUGCGCGGCGUCCCCCUGGACACCAAGGAUGCCGAGUCGGGGAUGACCGCCCUGCAGAGGGCCGUGUUCUACGGACAGCUGGGAACCGUGCGCACGCUGCUCUCGCUGGGCGCCAGCGCUCUGACGCAGGACCACGCCGAUAUGACAACCUACGACGGCGUGCACGCCGACCGUCCGCCGCUGGUCGAGCUAACGCCCAGCGCGCCCUGCGAGCCGUACGUCUGGGGUGCCAACCCGUGGUUCAGUAUCGGAGUGGAGCGCAUCAAGGCGCGCCCGGUGCCCGAGCCGCUGGAUGUGUUCCGCCGUGCCGGUUUCUGGAUCAGACAGAUCGCCAUGAGCAAGUUCCACACGGUGUUUGUGACGCAGAGCGGCGAGGUGUUCAGCUGCGGUCACGGUAUCGGCGGCAGGCUGGGGCACGGUGACGAGGAAUCGGUGAUGGCGCCGCGGCCGGUGCGCGCCCUGCGCGGCGAGCGCUGCGUCCAGGCGGCCGUCUCCGCCGAGCACACGGUACUGCUGACGGAAAGUGGAGGUGUGUGGACGUGCGGUCUGAACCACGCCUGUCAGCUGGGCCACUCGCCGCCGCCCGCGCAGCUGACGGCGCCGCGACUCGUCGACUGGAGCCGCGGACGGCGCGACCGUAUCACCGGUGUCUGCGCCUCCAGGUACCACACCGUGCUCUGGAACUCUGAGGCUCUCUACUGCGUGGGGCUGAACGGCGGACAGCUGGGGCAGCACAAGGACGAGAACGCCGACAAGCGGUUCAUCCUGCCGCGCAAGGUCACCAUGCUGGACCGGUCGCCGGCCUCCUCCGUGUCGGGCGGCGGCGCGCUGCGCCUGACACACGUGACCUGCAGUGACGGCGGUACGGCGGCGGCCACGGCGGCCGGAGACGUACUCCUGCUUUCCGAGUACCGCUGCCGACGGAUCGCCUCUCGACUGCUGAACGUGCGCGCCCUGCGGCUGGCCGGCGGCGCGCCCGACCCGGGCUCACUGCCGGCCGGCCGCGCCGCCGAGUCGCGUCCCGAACCGCUCCGACUGCUGGUCAUCACAGCGGCCGGCCAGCUGUUGCUCUGGCACCAGCAGUGGCCCACGCUCACCAGGUGCGUGCCGGACCUGCGGCGCGGGCUGAGUGUGGCGGACGCCGAGCUUGACCGGCACGGGCUCAUCCUACUGGCGGAGUCGGGUCAGGCGUUCACGGCCACAGUCACACACGGAAAGGAGGCACCCGCGCCCGCACCCGCGGCGACCGUCACACACAGUAGGGCGGUGCCCGGACACGCGGCAGGCACCGAGCGCGACCGGCACUCGCCGCCCAAACAGGCUGCCAAAGGUGACAGCCGCCCGAAGCCGGCCGGGAGCGCGGGCGGCGUGCCCACGGCCCGCCUCCACCUGACUCGUCUGCCGCACAUCCACCGAGGCGUGAGCGUCACCUGUGACGGCACCGGCGGCAGUGCGGCAGCCGUCCAGUGCGACCCGCGCGCCUUCCUGCUCGAGGUGCCGCAGGUGUCGCCUUCCCAGCUGCGCCGUGACCUGGGUCGUCUACUCAGCUCUGCCGACGAGACCGACUCCAUCCACGAUCUGGUGCUACUGGCGGGCCACGAACGUUUUCCGUGUCACAAGUUCAUCCUGGCGAGCGGCUCGAGCUACUUCAGCCAGCAGUUUGCCGGUGUCGAGUCCGGUGACGUGACCACCCACCGAGUGGAUGGGGUGCCAGCGGCCGCGCUGCGCCAGGUGCUCCAGUUCCUGUACAUGGGAACCUGCGACCUGAUGCGGCCCGGACCCACCGACUUCAGACUGGAGCCGACUGACCCGGGCACGGGGCCGGGGUCACGACCUCAGCCGCAGCACAAGUCGGACAAGAAGGCGGCCGGGAAGGCGCGGCCGCCCCAGCCGCUGCAGGUGGUCCGGGAGGCGGCUCGGCGACUGGGGGUGCCGGCGAUGCUGACCAAACUGGACGGGGUCCGUCUGACGGCCGGUCGGAUCGAGCUGGCCCGCGGAGCCGACAUCAGCCCGGCGCCGCUGCGGCUCGACCCGGCCGCUCCGCCCGGCCUCAGCGAUGUGUCCGUGGUGGGCACGGAUGGCGCCGCCGUCCUCUGUCACAAGUGCGUACUGGCCGCACGGCUCGAGUACUUCAACAUGAUGCUGUCCAGCACCUGGGCCGAGAGUCGGUCGUCCGAGCCAGUCCGUCUGUCGGUCCCCGGCGCGGUACUGGCCAUCCUGCUGCGCUACUGCUACACGGACGAGGCUCUGCUCCAGCUGGGAGAUUCUGAACAGCUGCAGACUGAUGACCUAGAGCUGCUCUGUGGCCUGUUGGCCGCUGCCGACCACAUGCUGGCCGACCGGCUCAAACACAUCUGCGAGGUGGCGCUGUCCCGGCAGCUGACUCUGAAGAACGCCGUGGAAAUACUCGAGUUCAGCUCGCUAUACGGCGCCGAGCAGCUGCAGGCAGCCUGCAGUCAGUUCAUCUGUCUGAACCUGGCCGCCCUCAUGGAAAACAGGACGCUGGAGCAGGCGUCCGACGAGGUGCUGGAGCAGCUGGGCCGCUACUACCGCCGGGAGAACCCGGCCGUGUCACGCCGCCGGCUGACACCCGCAGACGGGCCGCCCGGCAAAGAACUGAUCGCCGCCGUGCACCGCGCGUAUCCCGUGUCUCCGGACGACCCGGCGCCGGAGCCCGCGGAAGAGGAGGUGCGGUCGCGGCCGCCGCCCCGGCGCCGUCCCAGCGGCCGCCGCUCGUCGGGCCCGUCACGCGGCCCCGGCGCCGAGCCGCAGCGACAGCGGGCCGUCUCCAGCUCGUCGGUGAUAUCCCUAACCGCCUCCGAGGCUGCCAGCGAGGACGGCGACACGCUGCCCGAGCUGAACGGCGCCGACAUCCCAUCCAGCCCGGUGCCCGAGUUCACCCUGGUAACCCGGAGGCGACACCCGGAGCGCACUGCCGAUCAGCCCCCACCUCCGGCCGAAACCGCCGCCGAACAGCGCUACAUACCCGGGAUGACGCCUCGUCCGCAGCCGGCGCGCGCAGCUCCGCCGGACUCUCCGCGGGAGGACCCGGUAUCCCCGCGGGAGAAUCCGGGAUCCCCGCGAGAGGACCCAGGAUCUCCACAUAAGGAUCCGACCACACCGCCCGAGGCCUUCCCUGCUCUGGGCUGUGAGGUGACCAGGACCGCUGCCGGGCCCAGUCCAGCCUCCGGCGGUGACCGACCCGCCGAGGGCAGGCGCUCCAGCACCAAGAAGGGUCGCCGCGGCCGGCCUCUGGCCCUGGACGGGUCUCCCAUGGCUCCAGCCGCGGCCCCAGUCACUCCAGUCAAGACGGAGACGCCUCGCCGACCCGCCUGGUCUGCCGGCGCCGCCAACAGACCUGCCUGGACUGCCGGAACUACCAACGGCACUGGCGAGCGUGUGCGACCCCUCCACAAGUGA
Messenger RNA from Amphibalanus amphitrite, 3702 nucleotides. Its product is annotated as inhibitor of Bruton tyrosine kinase-like. Bases 28 to 3702 code for a protein of 1224 amino acids. Gene Ontology annotation, molecular function: protein binding. The record is from RefSeq and is a predicted model, not a curated record. NCBI's taxonomy places the organism in Eukaryota, Metazoa, Arthropoda, Thecostraca, Balanomorpha, Balanidae. The transcript is spliced from 18 exons.